Molecule: messenger RNA, 3814 nt
Organism: Salmo salar (Atlantic salmon)
Lineage: Eukaryota; Metazoa; Chordata; Actinopteri; Salmoniformes; Salmonidae
Product: potassium inwardly rectifying channel subfamily J member 3
Biological process (GO): potassium ion import across plasma membrane; regulation of monoatomic ion transmembrane transport
Cellular component (GO): plasma membrane
Molecular function (GO): G-protein activated inward rectifier potassium channel activity
Source: RefSeq, a predicted model, not a curated record
AGUACCGGUAGGCAAUAGUGAAUGUAUCAUAGCAUACGGAACGGGCAGUGCGCAGGAGCGGUGAAGUGGAAAAUCGAGGGGAAAGAACGAAGCAGCCGCUGUCGGAUUCCUAUUGCACGCGUCCAUAAGAACACCAGUAAAAUUCCACCAGAAGAGGAAAAGGGGGACAGGAAAGACAGCUUGCAGGCAUCAUCGUUAAGAGGGAACCACAUAAGUAUGACCGGACAGUAAAUUGUUCCACGAAUCCAUUAUUUCCCAUCAUAUUCCACUGUCAUAGAUCUGAAUGCAGAUCCUAUGUGCGCACGCAGGAGCACAAAGCGGAGGUUUGGGAACCAAAUUGUGUCCAACGCCAACACUGACAUCGGAUGUGCAGUAUGUAUGGAGCGGUUUCAUCUUGACCACGGCUUAUAAUCACAGUAACCAACGAUUCAUUAUUUACCUACAACAUCUUAAUUGCUUGAUGGGGCGUGGAAACAAUUUCAACUUUUAACCCAAGGUGUAGACUUCACAGAUGAGGACAGUGUCGAGCCAACCUGCAUUGAUUGCUCUAGCCUGGGAGGGCGAUGAUCAGCAGCGACGCACCAAAUAAUAAACUGUUCAAAACCUGAACUGCGACGGACGCGUUUGGUUAGAAGAUGAUCCUGUGCGUAAUUGUUUUUUAGCAGACUGCUUUUCGGAUGAAGAUCUGUUUGUAGUGAUUGAAGUGACAUUAUUCCUCUCUAUUUUCAUGGAUUUGAAGUGGUAACAGUAUGUGGAGAGAGGGGACAAUGCAUGAUUAGUUCGUUACAGAACGCACUUUCCACGCCUUAUUUCCACUUCCGAGAUAUUGCCCACAACAUAAGGCCAAUUACUGCAACUACAACGAAGUCCUGUACAGAAAUAGAUUUUAUAUUGAACCCUUCAGAUUAUUUCUCUCGCGGCUGUCAUCGUAGUAUGUCUGCACUUCGAAAGAAAUUUGGGGACGAUUAUCAGGUAGUGACCACCUCAUCCAGUGGGUCUGGAUUCAACCAGCCGGCACCAGAGAAGAAGAAGAAGAGGCAACGCUUUGUGGACAAGAACGGGCGAUGUAACGUCCAGCAUGGAAACCUGGGUGGUGAAACCAGUAGAUACCUUUCCGAUUUAUUCACUACGCUGGUCGAUUUGAAAUGGCGCUGGAAUUUAUUUAUCUUCAUCCUAACAUACACGGUGGCAUGGCUCUUCAUGGCAUUCAUGUGGUGGAUCAUAGCCUACAUCAGAGGAGACCUCCAUCGAACCCACGAUGACAAGUAUACGCCAUGCGUCGCCAAUGUCUACAACUUUCCCUCCGCGUUUUUAUUCUUCAUAGAAACGGAAGCCACGAUAGGAUAUGGCUAUAGGUAUAUCACGGACAAAUGUCCCGAGGGGAUCAUUCUCUUUCUUUUCCAGUCAAUCCUGGGAUCAAUCGUUGAUGCUUUUUUGAUUGGCUGCAUGUUCAUUAAGAUGUCCCAGCCCAAAAAAAGGGCAGAGACCUUGAUGUUUAGUGAACAUGCAGCUAUUUCGAUGCGAGAUGGAAAACUAACUCUCAUGUUCAGAGUCGGCAACCUGCGUAAUAGCCAUAUGGUCUCCGCACAGAUCCGCUGCAAAUUGCUGAAAUCUCGUCAGACGCCCGAAGGUGAGUUUCUUCCACUGGAUCAGUUGGAAUUGGACGUGGGCUUCAGUACCGGGGCGGAUCAGCUCUUCCUGGUCUCACCACUCACAAUCUGCCAUGUGAUUGACACUAAAAGUCCAUUCUACGAACUCUCCCAGAGAUCCAUGCAAACAGAGCAGUUUGAAAUUGUGGUCAUAUUGGAAGGAAUAGUGGAAACCACUGGGAUGACUUGCCAAGCGAGGACUUCUUACACUGAGGAUGAGGUUCUAUGGGGACAUCGUUUCUUCCCAGUCAUCUCCCUGGAGGAGGGGUUCUUCAAGGUGGACUACUCCCAGUUCCACGCCACGUUUGAGGUCAACACUCCCCCGUACAGCGUGAAGGAGCAGGAGGAAAACCUGCUCAUAUCCUCUCCUCUCAUGGCCCCGUCCCUGUGCAACAGCGGCGAGGGGGGGGGGAACAGCUCCAUGGACUGCCUGGAGACCCUGGAGGACAAGGAGAGCACCACCACCAAGCUGCCGUCCAAGCUGCAGAAGAUGCAAGGGGGCGGCUGCGGACGGGACGGGCUGCCCAUGCCUAGGAAGCUGCUGAGGAUGAGCUCCACCACAUCGGAGAUGAUCUACCCCGGGAGCAUGGGGGAGCUGCCCAUGAAGCUGCAGCGCAUCAGCUCCGUCCCCGGCGUCUCCGAUGAGAAACAGGUGAACAGGAUGGCCUCCAAGAUCAGCUCCGAUCACAUCAGCCAAUCCGUGGCAGACUUGCCCCCCAAGCUGCUAAGGAUGCAGGGGGGAGGGGGAGUAGGGGGCCGAAUGGACGGACACCUGCCCCCGAAACUCAGAAAGAUGAAUUCCGACCGCUUCACGUAGAAUGGGCAACCAGUUUUAACUUAUUACACCCCAGCCCUUUAUUAUUUCUAAUUUAUUAAAGGACAUGAUUCUUAUAUUCAAGAAAAUGUAGUAUAUAAAUACGUACAGAUAAAGUAUACCUUGAUAGAACACCGCAGAUUUGUUCCUGGAUAUAAGUAUACAUGCUAUGAUGAAAGACAAUGUAUGAUAAGCACAAUCUGGCACGUACGUUACACUAAGUGCAUGUAAAACAUAGUUUCUUUCAUUUCUGGCAUGACAUUUAUAGAUAUAUUAUUUUACAGAGAUGAUUUGAGCAGGGAUAUUACUUCCAAUGGAUCUGAACAGUUGCACAAAGCCAUAUGGUUUACAAAAUGGAAAACCUACACAACAUGGGACUAAUUUGCGGUGAAGAAGGGUACAUACAUUCGAUUUGAGUUGGCUGCUUUUGUUGUUUAAUGUAAAAUUGUGUGGCAAUGUUCUGUUAAAAUGCAUGCUACUUUUAUUACUUAGCUAUACAAAGGUAAUAGACACAGAUGUUUAGCCUUAACUAUAUUACCUUGUUUCCAUUUCCACGAUUGUUCACAGCUGUAUUUUUGGUAUUUUCAUGUAUAGGAUGAUAUUUUACCAUGUGCAAUUUUAAGAACUUCUUAGUUCAGCAAGCGUACUGUAUGUUGCUGGAUGAUGCAAUCUUUAUUUGAAAAUGCAUGAUCCAUAUCAUAUGUUUUAUUGGAACUGGGCACAAUCUUAUUAAGCAACCUGAACUCACUUUUCAAGGUAACACUUAUGUUGAAAGGGCCAGUACUAUCAAUCAAAUUCAAUCAAAUGUAUUUAUAAAGCCCUUCUUACAUCAGCUGAUGUCACAAAGUGCUGUACAGAAACUACAGCCUUAUAAGCACAACACAGUACACUCUUUAUGGCAGUAAGCAUUUAUGGCUUUUCAACAUAAAUGUCCUGAACAGUACUGUAAAUUACUCUUUUACAUGGAAGGAAAACAACUAAAUCCAUGGUCACGCAUGCCUUAUUGAACAGUACUGUAGUUUGGAAGUUCAAAUGAUUAUUCAUUCUACAUUUAAUUUAACGAACAUGUGCACCAAAAUUUCAACUUAAGUGUUACUGCAGAAAUAUAGAUUUAGAGGUGGACCUACAGCAUAUUUAGGAAAAAGUCACCACCUUUUGUCUUAAGAGUCCAUAUGCUCCCUGUUUAACUAAAGCAAUAAUGUUAUAAGGACUAUACUCUUUAUAUAGCCACAGGGUCUGCAGCAGCCCAAUAACCAUUAUAUUUACUGAAUCCAUGGAAUCUGGUUCAACUAAAAGCGCCAAUGAUAUUGUAUGAUCCUCAAACUCUUCAGGAAUAAAGAUCUAAGAUCAA